GUGUUGCCAAUCGAAAUCGCUUGCUGUUCAAUCGGAAUAUUUAUAUAUAUACGUCGAUAUUCGAUGUGAAAGUGAACCUGCUAAAUGCGUGUGUGCCGAAAAAUAAGAGCGAUUGAAUUAGUGCAUCCUCGCAUUGAAUGAAAAUCGUGGCGGAAAAUGAAACGCAGUUGAAGGCGACAACGCACAACUGGUGCUUGUUGUUACAUAAAAGCCAACCUCGCCCUCUCUUCGUCAUCGUCUCGAGAAGUCACCAUUAAUAACAUCAUCAACAUCAUCAUCAUCAGCAUCAUCGUGAGCAGCAGCAGCAGAAGCCGAGUAAAAAAUCUAUACGUAUAUAUCGACGGAAGCAAAAGAAAAAUCAACUGAAAAUCAACUAAAACAGACAGCUAGCUGCUAGGAGGAGCGGCCGACAGGGGGGGGGCAGCUGCAGCAACCAUCUCCAGCCACACAACAUGAGCGUCUUCGACGACUUUCAACGUUUGUGGAUGCAGCGAUUCCCGCAGAGCUCCCUGUCCGACGCCUGGGAGCAGGAUGUGCGGGCAAGCCUAGAGCGGCACAAGCUCAAGAUCUGCGAGCUAAGCAAGGAGCUGGAGCAGGAGACCCUCUAUGUGGAGUAUCUGGAGCGGCUCUUAUCCGACGUGGAGAAGUAUCGUGCCUCCGGUGGAGAUCCCACGGCUCUCUUUGAGGCAGCCAGCGGGAGUGGGAAUGGAAAUGGCAGCAACAAUGGCAGCAGCACCACCACCACAAAUGGUGCGGGAUCAACAGCAGGCGUGGAUAAAGAGUUUAAAUCUAGCUUAAAUCUGCGCGAAUCGUCCUCGUCGACGUCGGGCAAGGACAAGGAUCGCCUGUCCCUGAACACGGACAACAAGUACACACACACAAAUGCUGCCGGAACGGGGAGCAGCAGCAGUAGCAGCAGCAACGUUCCGCCACAAUCAGCACCGCCAACGGGUGGAGGCGGCAAGCAGCGGAUACCGCAGCUAAUUGAGCGCGAGGAUCGGGACAAGGAUAGCGGCAAUGAGAAGGAUGCAAAUGGUGCCCUACAGCAGUGCAUCACAGAGCUGGCGGCCUCCAUCAAAGCCCAGCCGGACAAUGGCACAGCACAAAGUGGAGCAAGCGCAGGCGGAGGAGGUGGUGGUGGAGAUGCAGACAAGGAGUCUACGAAAGUGCCGCUGCGCAAGUCCACAUCGCAGUACGUCACCGUCAUCCAGGUCAAGGAGGCCAAAGACAAAGAGGGUGACGAUACAGCCACGUCGUCGUCGUCGUCGGUCAAUGACCAGCAGCAGCAGCAGCAACAACCCACGCCGCCCUCCACAUUCGCUCGUUAUGCGGGCAGCGGAGGAGGCACUGGAGGAGGAGGACUGGGUGCGGAACCCUCGGCCCCGCCGUUGUCGCCGUCGCUCACCUCGUACGCUGCCCACGUGGAGGCCAAGAAGAAAAUGCCACCCAGACCUCCGCCCAAGAAUAUACGGCGCGUGGAACCCCCCACCAUUCCCGGUCAGCAGCUGUCAUCCUCUCCCAAGCGGGAUACUCCCUUCACGGGCAGCACAAUGCCGCUGCCAAGCAGCUCUGGUGGCAGCCUUUCCGCCUCCUCGGAUAGUCCCGGUAACUCGCUGGAACGGAAUAUCAAGCCCUCGGACAUUCUACGACAGAAAUCGUCGGAGAAUCUGGACUCCAAAUAUGCUGCAAAUCGUAAGACCACUCCUGAGCUGGGCAAAUUCGUGAAUGUGAAUAAUCCGGAAUUGAUGGAGGAACUUGGUCGCAAAAUGGUGGGCAAGACAACAGAGAACAGCAGCAGCUUGGAGCAGGCUAAACGAAGUGAAGCUUCUCCUUCGAGCGGCGGCGGCGGUAGUUUGGGACGCACAGCAUCUACACCAGGACGAGCCCUGACACCGGGACGUAGCACAGGAGUGGGUGCCUCACCCACAGGCAGUCUGAGCAAGACAGCGAAACUGGCAGCAACGGAUAGCAGCUCGACGAGCAGCCUGGAGAAGAAGUCACGCACCUCACUGCAGGCCAGCGAUGCGGAGGGCGGAUCAGCGAAUCAGCGAAGUGUGGGCUCCAAGGAAUCGCUGGCAUCCCAGGGCAUAUCAGAGGUGAUCAAGAGCUAUGAGAGCGUAUCCUCGCUGAGUUCAGACAGCGCCAAGGCGGCGGCAGCAGCAGCAGCAGCGGCACAAGCAGCCGCAUCAACGGUGGCCGACAAUGAACCGUAUUAUGAUAGCGUACCGCUGGACAAUGGCGAGGGCGAGUAUGUGUUCAUUAAACCCGGCCGCACCGGCUCCUCCUCCAGUCGCGAUGACCUGUCCACGCCCGGUAGCAGUAGCACACUGCCCUUGGCCAAUGUGACGGAUCCCGAAUCUCCAGGCCGGACCUCCAACUAUGUCAACAUUGACUACUUCCUACAACAAAGCAACGAGACUCGCUCCAGCUCUCUGGACAGCGACGGGGAGUACGAGGGUCCGCCCAUACUGCGCACCAUUUCGCACGACGAGCAGACCACCACAUCGUCGCAAACCACGCCGGGAGCCCUUCGCAAGAACUUAGUUUCAGCGAUACUUGUCUGUGGAAAUGCCCGCGGUGCCAAAAUACGUUCCAUACUCAGCUCGAUUAUCCACAGCGAGACGAUCUAUGUGGAGUGCCUCAAUAAAAUGAUGCAGUACAAGAAAGCAAUCCAUGCCACGCUCAACACCUCGCAGCCUGUGAUCAAGGAGGAGGAGGAGAACACGAUUUUCUUUAAAAUCGACGAACUGUAUGAGCUGCACACCGGCUUCCUCAACGAUUUGAAGACCAUAGUGUCCCACGAGGGCGGUGAUGUGCUCAUAGGCGAACCCUUUCGCCGGCUGGCCGAUAUGUUUGAUCUGUACAGCGCCUUUCUGCACAAUUACAAGAACGCCAUCGAUACGGUGAAGAAGUGCAGUGCCAGUAAUCCGCAAUUCAAGAAGAUUGUCUCCACAAUUGUGGUCAAUCUUCAGACAGAGCAAUCACUGACGCUGGAGGAUCUGCUGCACAAACCAGUGGCCAGGGUACAGAUCAAUGCGUUGGUGUUCAACGAUCUGUUACGCGAGACACCGAACGCCCAUCCGGAUCAUCAGCCGCUGAGGCAGGCGCAGAAGAUCAUUCAGAUGUUCCUCAAUCAGUUCAAUGUGGUCAAUCAGCGGUUGCCCAGCGAAUCGAAUCGAAAUUUGCGGCGAAUGGUACGUAACUCGUUCAUCGUGGAGCUGGUCGACGGGCAUCGGAAGCUGCGUCACCUGUUCCUAUUCAAUGAUGUGAUUGCCUGCGCCAAGUACAAGGCAUUGGGUAGGGAUCGCAUUGACUAUGAGCUCAAGUGGUUUAUUCCACUGAAGGAUGUCAGCAUUAUCGAAGAGGCUGAUCCCGCUGCCGAGCUCAAGGAAUCUAGUCCAGCGAAUAUUUCGCAAGUGAAGCGCAAUUUGCGUUCGGUUCGCGAUCAAUUGGCCCUCGAGGUGGCCAGCAAUGGCCCAGUGCGGUCCGGUGAUAAAUACAAACGCAAGCUGGCCGAUCUGGAGUCCCAGCUGGUCCUGGCCACACCCAAUCUGGUGCUGCGGCUAAGCAACAAGGCCAACAACAAGACCAUGACCUUCUUCCUAAGCUCGGACUUUGAGCGAACGCAAUGGAUCGAUUCGAUAACAUCGCUCAAGCAAAAGUGCAAUCUGCCUGGAGCCAAUACGAUCAACUCGCUGGAGGUGAGCGCCUUCAUUGUGGCCAUGCAGCGGGGCAUGAAGACUGAAAUGGGUUCGUAUCUGAUGCGCAACACCAAUGAUGAGAGCCUCUUGGUGGGCGACCUGCAUAUGGGUGUCCAGGGCCUGAGUGGUCUCGAGCAGGCGGCUGAUCUAUACAUCUGUGUGGAGGUGGAUUCGUAUGGUCAUUAUUUCCGCAAGGCCACUACCAAGAUGGUCUGCCGAAGCCAGACGCCGCUGUGGAACGAGAGUUUCAUGCUCGAGCUGGAGGGCAGCCAGAAUGUGCGGAUUCUGUUGUACGAGGCCAAGGAGCGACCUCUGCUGCGGGCCAAACACAUACUCAAGUUGAGCUUAAGCUGGCUGACGGAGACCACGCAAACGCGUAGCAUCAAGCUGAGCGAGACCUUGGAGCUGGGCUGCAGCUUCCGGUUUGUGCCUGGGGAGCUGUGCCGAGCCACCACCAAGCCGGGAGCACUUUUCGGUGCCAAAAUGAGUCAAGUAUUAAAACGCGAAAAACGCGACAUUCCCUUUAUCAUCAGUGCCUGCAUUCGCGAGGUGGAGCGUCGGGGGAUGCUGGAGGUGGGAUGCUAUCGCGUCAGCGGCUCGGCCUCCGAUCUGGCCAAGCUAAAGAAGGCCUUUGAAUCGGACGCCUAUGAGGCUGAGCAGCUGCUCCGCGAAGUGGACAUCCAUUCGGUCACUGGCAUACUGAAGAGCUUCCUACGCGAACUGCCCGAGGCCCUGUUCACCGAUCAGUUAUAUCCGCGCUUCUUUGACACCUUCAGUGCGUUUAGCAAUAACAACGAAGCCACCAGGAUCAAUGAGCUGCUCAAGGUGUUUGAGGAGCUGCCGCAGGCCAACAAGGCCUCCAUCAGUCUGAUUCUAGAUCAUUUAAUUAGGGUCCAUGAAAAAGAGACGGACAACAAGAUGUCGCUGCACAAUCUGGCCAUGGUUUUUGGGCCCACCUUGCUGAGGCCGGGACAGACGCAGGUGAAGCAAAAGGAUCCGCUGGCUGCCAGUACUGUGGAUGUGAUGGCCCAGGCGGGCAUACUGUAUUGCUUUCUGCAGGCGCGCAAAAAGGAUUAGGAGGGACACGCAAACACACACACACACAUAUGGAAUAUAUAUAUUUAUAUAUAUAUAUUUUUUUAACAUAAAUAUGAAAGCCUACGCCUACACCUCUGACUCUCUGGCACAAGCACACCCACACAAACACACACACAGAAGAGGGAGACGGAGAGAUGAUGUGCUGCCAAUUGUAUAUACCAGGACCAGGAUCAGGAUCAGGACUAGGAUCAGGAAAAGAAACUGCUAUUGAAGCUAAGUUUAUUAGGGAUCUAAAUCAGUGAUCCAAAGGCAAGUCGUAGACUCACUGAUCUAAAUCAAUGGCGACACACACACAAGACAAACAACACACACAUACACACACACACCUGGGAUGAUCAAGUGUCUAACACUAUAAUAGCUCCUUAUGCUAAAGCUUCCCCUGCUGCUUAAUUGCUUACCCCCUCCCACUAUUUUAUACAUAUAUUCCUAUGUAGAUCUGUAGAAGACAUAAGCUUUAGCCUAGGGAUGGUGGAAAAUAUUGAUGUAUCGAUCAUAAAUUGAGAUUUUAGCGUUGCAAUAUAAAGUUAUGCGUUAAAUCGAUAUUCAGUUUGAUAUAUCAAACUAAUAUGAUUGAAAAAAAAGAAAGAUUUAAUUAUUUACAAUUUUUUGUAUAAUUUUUCGAUUUAUAAAUCAAUAUUUCAACGUUGCGAUAUACAAUAGGGCAAUAAAUCGAUAUUCUGUUUGAUAUAUGAAACUAAUAUAAUUGAAAUUGAAUUGAAAACAGGAAGAUUCAACAUGUUUUUGUAUACUUUUUUUUUUAAAUUUAAAAAUUAAAUGCAAUAUUUUUCUAUAUUUUAAAAUUCAAUAUGUUCAAGUUUACAAAUCUUUCGAUAUAUUUUUUUUUCGAUAUAUCAAAAUCAGACUCGAUAUACAUCCCUGCCUAGAGCUCUCCCUUCCCCCGCCUCUAGCUUAUUGCAAAACGAAACACGAAAGCGCAAAAGAACCGGCAAAAACAAAUUGCAAAAAUAUUUUCAAUAUUAACAAGCAUAUAUCUAGCGACAGAUAUGCCUACUUAUAUAUAUACAAUUAAUUACUAUAUACUUAGUACUAUAUAAUUUACUAAAGCGAGGUAGUAGCGCGAUUUUGCCGGCCGAUUGAUUGAUCAAUGAUCGAUACUUGAUAUGAUAUGUAUAUGUAUAUGUACGAUGUAUGUGUAUUGCUUAUAAAAAUUCUGUUUUUUUUUUUGUGUCGAUGGUCGUCUUGUUUUUUUU
Messenger RNA from Drosophila kikkawai, 6010 nucleotides. It is a transcript of the gene RhoGAP1A, whose product is annotated as Rho GTPase activating protein at 1A. Gene Ontology annotation, biological process: signal transduction; positive regulation of GTPase activity. Gene Ontology annotation, molecular function: GTPase activator activity; guanyl-nucleotide exchange factor activity. Gene Ontology annotation, cellular component: membrane. NCBI's taxonomy places the organism in Eukaryota, Metazoa, Arthropoda, Insecta, Diptera, Drosophilidae. The record is from RefSeq and is a predicted model, not a curated record.